UGCAAAGGAAGGACGCUACACUCCGUAGUCAGGGAUCCAAAAACUCCUCUGGAUAUCAAUAAGACCAGGCAGAUAGCUCAGGAGAUUAUUAAGGGCAUGGGGUACCUUCAUGCAAAAGGGAUUGUGCACAAAGAUCUCAAACCCAAGAACAUUUUCUAUGAAAAUGGAAAAGUCGUGAUCACUGACUUCGGCCUGUUUGGAAUUUCUGGAGUGGUUCAAGAAGGAAGGCGUGAAAAUGAACUGAAGCUGCCUCAUGAUUGGCUGUGCUACCUGGCUCCCGAGAUUGUGCGUGAGAUGGCUCCCAGGAAAGGUGAAGAUAAGCUGCCCUUCUCCGAAGCUGCGGAUGUCUACGCUUUUGGGACCGUGUGGUAUGAGCUCCAGGCCAGAGAGUGGCCCUUUCAGAGUCAGCCAGCGGAGGCCUUGAUUUGGCAGAUCGGAAGUGGUGAAGGAAUGAAGCAUGUCCUGCAAACGAGUAGCCUGGGGAAAGAAGUUGGGAACAAAAAACAACCACCACCACCACCACCAAGCAUUUUCACUAGCACUUUUCUUAUUUCGAAUUAUUCGGGCACUAUUGAAGCCGUAUGGUUACAAAUCUGGGUUUUGUUGGUAAAGAAGCAAAGUUUUGAAUGUUGUGUUGAGAAUGGACCUUUUUGUCAGCUGGAAGAUUUUGACAGGUCUUGA
Messenger RNA from Thamnophis elegans (Western terrestrial garter snake), 681 nucleotides. RefSeq names its product kinase suppressor of Ras 1-like. The coding region runs from base 97 to 681 and encodes 194 amino acids. The record is from RefSeq and is a predicted model, not a curated record. The transcript is spliced from 5 exons. Gene Ontology annotation, cellular component: cytoplasm; endoplasmic reticulum; membrane. NCBI's taxonomy places the organism in Eukaryota, Metazoa, Chordata, Lepidosauria, Squamata, Natricidae. Gene Ontology annotation, molecular function: ATP binding; protein kinase activity. Gene Ontology annotation, biological process: protein phosphorylation; Ras protein signal transduction.